This is a messenger RNA of Castor canadensis (American beaver), 1790 nucleotides long. RefSeq names its product retinoid isomerohydrolase RPE65 (gene Rpe65). Gene Ontology annotation, biological process: retinal metabolic process; zeaxanthin biosynthetic process. Gene Ontology annotation, molecular function: beta-carotene 15,15'-dioxygenase activity; all-trans-retinyl-ester hydrolase, 11-cis retinol forming activity; retinol isomerase activity. The record is from RefSeq and is a predicted model, not a curated record. Lineage: Eukaryota; Metazoa; Chordata; Mammalia; Rodentia; Castoridae.
UCCUCCACUGGGAGAAAAUGUCUAUACAAGUUGAGCACCCUGCUGGUGGUUACAAGAAGCUGUUUGAAACUGUGGAGGAACUGUCUUCGCCACUAACAGCUCAUGUCACAGGCAGGAUCCCCCUCUGGCUUACUGGCAGUCUCCUUCGAUGUGGGCCAGGACUCUUUGAAGUCGGAGCUGAGCCAUUUUACCACCUGUUUGAUGGGCAAGCCCUCCUGCACAAGUUUGACUUUAAAGAAGGACAUGUCACAUACCAUAGAAGGUUCAUCCGCACUGAUGCUUAUGUCCGGGCAAUGACUGAGAAAAGGAUUGUCAUAACAGAAUUUGGCACCUGUGCUUUCCCAGAUCCCUGCAAGAAUAUAUUUUCCAGGUUCUUUUCUUAUUUCCGAGGAGUGGAGGUUACCGACAAUGCCCUUGUAAAUAUCUACCCGGUGGGGGAAGAUUAUUAUGCCUGCACAGAGACUAACUUCAUUACAAAAAUUAAUCCAGAGACUUUGGAGACAAUUAAGCAGGUUGAUCUUUGCAAGUAUGUCUCAGUCAAUGGAGCCACUGCUCACCCCCACAUUGAAAGUGAUGGCACUGUUUACAACAUUGGUAAUUGCUUUGGGAAAAACUUUUCAAUUGCCUACAAUAUAGUAAGGAUUCCUCCACUGCAAGCAGAUAAGGAAGAUCCAAUAAGCAAAUCAGAGGUUGUUGUACAAUUUCCCUGCAGUGACCGAUUCAAGCCAUCUUACGUCCAUAGUUUUGGUCUGACUCCCAACUAUAUUGUUUUUGUGGAGACACCAGUCAAAAUCAACCUGUUCAAGUUCCUUUCUUCAUGGAGUCUUUGGGGAGCCAACUACAUGGACUGUUUUGAGUCCAAUGAAACCAUGGGGGUUUGGCUUCAUAUUGCCGACAAAAAAAGAAGAAAGUACCUUAAUAAUAAAUACAGGACCUCUUCUUUCAAUCUCUUCCAUCACAUUAACACAUAUGAAGACAAUGAAUUUCUCAUUGUGGAUCUCUGUUGCUGGAAAGGAUUUGAAUUUGUUUAUAAUUACUUAUAUUUAGCCAAUUUACGAGAAAACUGGGAAGAGGUGAAAAAAAAUGCCAGAAAGGCUCCACAACCUGAAGUUAGAAGAUAUGUGCUUCCUUUGAACAUUGACAAGGCUAACACAGGCAAGAAUUUAGUGACACUCCCCAACACAACUGCUACAGCAAUUCUGUGCAGUGACGAGACCAUCUGGUUGGAACCCGAGGUGCUCUUUUCAGGGCCUCGGCAAGCAUUCGAGUUUCCGCAAAUCAAUUACCGGAAGUAUGGAGGGAAACCUUAUACGUACACAUACGGACUUGGCUUGAAUCACUUUGUUCCAGACAGGCUCUGUAAACUGAAUGUCAAAACUAAAGAAACUUGGGUGUGGCAAGAGCCGGAUUCAUACCCCUCAGAACCCAUCUUUGUUUCUCACCCAGAUGCCUUGGAAGAAGAUGAUGGUGUAGUUCUGAGUGUGGUGGUGAGCCCUGGGGCAGGACAAAAGCCUGCCUAUCUCCUGAUUCUGAAUGCCAAGGACUUGAGUGAAGUUGCCAGGGCUGAAGUGGAAAUUAAUAUCCCUGUCACCUUUCAUGGACUGUUCAAAAAAUUCUGAGCAUAUUCUACCAAAAUAUGUUUCUAGUGACAAAACCAAGAAAUCCAGCUUCAGGUCUGCAAUCAAAUUCUGUUCACUUUGAGCCUGUUAUACAUUAUGGUUUAACUUGCAGGUGCACACAAUUUUGCAAUGUUUUAUAGAAAGCACUGAAUUGAGCAAGUAAUUUCUCUA